UGGAAUGGGUGAUCUUGUAGUACCAAUUUGGGCAAAACUUGAUCGAAUUUUCGAAUGCUCAAUUUUGGAGUUAAAUUCACAGCCCGUCCUCGGCCUGUGCUCUUUGGCUUCCAUUUGAUGGCCCUGCGAACACUCUCUUCAAGGUCGAAGCGAUCCCUUCCCUCCUUCUCCUACACAUCAAGCCCUAGUUCUCCCUCCUACUCGCACGGCGCCUCCUCUUCGAUCGACUCUUCUCUCUCCGCUACGCUGCUCGCCCACGAACUGUUCGAUGUAUUCUCCCAACCACCUAACGUCCGCGACUCCGACAUGCUCUGCAGCCUCGGGCGCAGGCUAACCCCUGAGACUGUCGAAAUCGUUCUUAAGGACCUUCGAGGAUGGAGGGCGGCGCACGAGUUCUUCCGCUGGGCCUCAUGGCAAGAGGGCUUCCGCCACAGCUGCUACACCUACAAUGCCAUGGCCGAAAUACUUUCCAGGGCCCGCCGAAGAACCCAACUAAAAGCCCUGGCAAGAGAGCUUGUCGGACAGAGAUGCCCAAUGACACCUGGUGCCUUGGGAUUCUUGAUAAGGUGCCUCGGUCGUCAGGGGCUCGCAGAGGAUGCUAGUUUUGUGUUUGACCAUGCCAAAGAUUUGAGCUGUAUACCCAAUUCUUAUACUUACAAUUGCUUUCUUGAGGUUCUGGCUAGAAUGGGAAAGGUUGAAUUGGUGGAGACGAGGUUCACCGAGAUGGUGGAGGUUAUGGGGUGGGAACCUGAUAAGUAUACACUUACUUCUGUCCUGCAAUCUUACUGCAAUGCUGGUAAAUUGGACGAUGUGUUCCGUAUCUUUAAUGAGAUCAAUGAUAAAGGCUGGUUGGAUGAUCACAUCUUUACGAUUUUGGUCGUCUCGUUCUCCAAGUGGGGCGAGGUUGAUCGGGCAUUUGAAAUGGUGGAGUUGAUGGAGAAUUUCGGAAUGAGGCCAAACGAGAAGACUUUUCACGUGUUAAUUCAUGGGUUUUCUAUGCAGGGAAGACUUGACAAGGCGGUUGAGUUGUUUGAGAAGAUGAAGGGGUUGGGUUUGAAUGGGGAUUUACCCCUCUUAAGUGUGUUGAUUGAGGGGCUUUGUGAGGGUAAUGAGAUCAAAAGAGCUUUAAGUUUGUAUAAGGAAAUGAAAGUAGUUGGUAUCAAUCCAGAUCUUUUGUUGGCCAGGAAGAUGAUUUCCACAAUUUGUGCAGAAGGUGAUUUCAUUACAGCUAACCAGUUGUUUGAGGAGGAAGGGGAAAUUCUGGAUUUGGAUAGUUUAGUUUCGCUGUAUAAUGCCGUUCUAGAUGGUCUUGUGAGGCGUGAUGAUGCUGAAUGGGCUUAUACUUUGCUAAAGGCAAUGAUGGAACCCCCAACUUCACCAGCCCAACAUUUGAUAUUUCUAGAGGAUGCUGGCUGUGAAUCUGAAUCAUCUGGAAAUACCAUGUUUAAGAUCAAGAAGACAGCUCAACCAAAUGUGGAGUCUUUCGGUAUUGUAAUAUGCGGUUUGUGCAAGAUCCAAAAAAUUGAUAUUGCUUUGGCUCUAAUGAGAGAUAUGAUUGCAAUUGGUUGUAAAGGAAAAAUACUGAUUUAUAAUGAUAUGAUUAGUGAGCUUUGUAAAGCAGAUAGACUGGAGGAAGGUUAUGAAGUUUUGAGGACAAUGAAGGAAUUUGGGUUUGAGCCAACCGAGUUCACGCAAAAUUCAAUAUUUUAUGCUCUUUGCAAAAGAGAGAACUUUUCUGGUGUUUUUGCUUUGCUCAAGGAAAUGCGCCUAAAAGGGCAUGUACCAUGGAUAAAGCAUUGUACGUUGAUGGUGGAGAGGCUUUGUAAAAAUGGAAAAGUAGAAGCAGCUUAUGAUUUUUUAGAUGGUAUAGUUCAAAUUGGUUUUCUUCCUGAUAUAAUUGCAUAUUCUGCAGCUAUUGAUGGAAUGUGUAAGGCUGGUAAUGUGGAGAAAGCGCUAAGACAUUUCCGCGAUAUUUCUUCCAACUGUUUUUUUCCCGAUGUGGUUGCCUACAACAUUCUGAUAAAUGGUUUCUGCAAGGCAGGAAUGUUAAAUUCUGCUCAGGAAAUGCUAGAUGAAAUGCUAGAAAACCAUUUAGUCCCUUCUGUUGUUACUUACAAUUCAAUGAUUGAUGGUUGGUGUAAGGCUAAUAAAAUGAGCGAAGCUCUUACUUGCCUUACUAAAAUGGUUGAUGCUACGAGAAAACCUAAUACUACAACCUACACCAGCUUAAUUGAUGGCAUGUGCAAUGCUGGAGCACCUGAAGAUGCAGUCUUGUUCUGGAAUGAAAUGAAGGAGAAAGGAUGUGCUCCAAAUGAGAUUUCUUACACGGCUAUUAUACAUGGAUUAUGCAAGUGUGGCAGAGCAGAUGCCGCCCUUGUCUAUUUCCACGACAUGAAGCAGUCUGGAUUUAGUCUUGGUACUUACAUAUAUUUGUUACUGAUAAAUUCUUUGAUUUUGAUUGCUAAAAUGAAUGAAGCUUUUGAGCUUUUGAAUGAGAUCCUUCAGAAGGAUUGCUGCCCUCUUAUUGGUUCUAAGAACCACCAGUUGCUAUUGAAAGCCGUGACCAACUUGUUUGAGCGUAAAUCUCAUCCUGUUGAUUUAAGGGCAUGAAUUGGGAGGUUCUUUUGAAAAAUGUGAAAUUUAGAUGACAUUUAGGAGGCUAUGACGAAAUAAAAUCAUCUAAUGCUGGAGGGAAGGGUGCAGAGAACCAUAUUGUUGGUUUGCAUGCUUACUCAUGGUUAUAAGUUCAUGAGCAAAUCAGCUUCUCAUGACAGCCCAAUCAAACCCGGUUUGAUCAUAUUUCUUUCAUAAGAGAUUGAUCUAUAUCUUAUCAAGCUGUUCAUGAAGUUCUAAACUUAGAGAACGCCGCCUAUCCCUAGGUCAUCAAUGGAACUUGUGCAGAAUUAGAAGCUCUUUAAGAAGUCCAAUGGGACCAGUGAGUGAGAUAGGUGGAACUUCCUGUACAAACAGAUACAAGGAGGAAUGCUCUAGUUGAAAUACUGGCUCAAGUUGCGAAUAUUUAAAUACUUAUGUUGAAACUGAAAGUUCCGAUGAGCAGUCUACUUGCUUUCUAUUAUAAUAAUCAGACUUCAAUUAGCAACAACCUGGAGGAUGCUGAACAAGUGAUGCCUGUUUUCUAUAAAGGCCUUUAAUGCUUUCCAUGCCUACUGGCUAUAGAUGCAUUCCAACCAAAUUGCUACGUGGUGUCUGAAGUCUGUAAUCUGGCUAAAGAAAGAAGAGAAUAAAAAUGCCCUGACACUUUAGUCUUUGAAACAUCUGCUAUAACUACUACAAAACCUCAAUAUAAGAGACUUGCUGCCAUAGACUUUUCCUAAAGGACAAAAGUCUUCUUCUGAAGGUAGUAUGGUGCAACUACUACUAGAAGAAAUGAUGCUUCAAAGAAAAAGUUUUAUAAACACUAUGGAAAGCCCCAAGAGUGUGGUGGAAGCACAGAGCAUUAAAAUGGAAAACCUGUAUUGUUGAAUUAAAAGAACUCAAAAGAAAUUGGCAAAGGAACUUCCACAGCUCCCUCAAAAAAUUAUUUUGAAUCAAGCUUGCUAGCUCAAAAUAUUUUGGCUUCUAACUCAUGUUUUAAUGCCUUAAAUAAUUACCCCCAAAAUUUGAUCUUAAAUUCAGAAGGCACUUACCACUUUACAAAUCUUGCCAAUAUCUUUCAAACAUACAAUCAUUGCCCCAGUAAUAGGAAAAUAAAUGUGACUAAUGGUUCCCUUACUGUUGGAUUAUAUUAAUGAUUAGUCAAUAAACUAAACUAUCUCACAUUCAUUUAGGCAUUACUUUUGCAUAAUCAAUCCAUGCAUAGACCAAUGAAUCUCACCCUGAAGCUGCGUAUAGAUAUGUUAAAUUAAGUCUAGAGAAAGGAAUUCUCUAUAAAAAUCAAGAUACUCUAUAAAUUGAAGAUUAUACUGAUGCAGAUUAUACAAGAUCAUCAAUAAAUAUGUUAUAUUCUUAGGAGUAAAUCUUAUAAUAUGGAGAAGCAAUGAAUAACUAAUUAUUUUAAGAUCUAUUAUUGAAUUUAAAUUUAGAGCAAUUACUCAAAAAAUUUGCAAAUUUUUGCGGAUCAAAAUUAUCUUGGAAGAUUUAAAAUUUUAGUGGAAAGAGCCAAUAUAAGAUAUACUAUGACAAGAUCAACCGUCAACAUUGCUUAUAGUGCAAUACAACAUUAUAUACCAAGUUUGUAGAGGUAGAUGGUAGAGCUAUCAAUAUUGGACCCGACUCGAAAACUCUACCCGACCUGAAAAUUUCGGGUUUGGGUUGACCCAAACCCAAAGGGUUGGGUUCGUGUCCGAAAAACUGACCCGUUUGAAAAAUCGGUUCGAGUUCGGGUUGGCCCGGAAACCCAUGAAUGACCCGGAAUGACACAUAAACUCGUCUGCCUGAUAUGACCCCCACCCUGUCUGCCCCGCUUACCCGGCGCCUGCCUGCCCUGGCUGUCCGGCCGCGUCUUGUUUCGAGGCCAGCGUCGCGUCAUGUUCGACAUCAAUUCCGCGUCGUGUCAGUUGCCGGUGUCAGUUCCGCAUCUUGCACUCGUGCGCGCCUGCGUCAUGGCGUUAGUUAUGCUUCGCUCGUCCCGCUAAAGCCAGCUUCCGCUCCUGCUGCGUCACGGCGUCGUGCAUCCUGCUCCCGCUCCCACUACGUCACGACAUUAGUUCUGUUUCGCGCGUCCUGCUCUUGAGGGUCGGGUCGGGUUGACCCAAACCCAAAGCGGGUCGUGUUCGGGUCCAAAAAAUUGACCCGUUUACAAAAACGGGCCAGGUCGACCCGAACCCGAAUAGUGCCUGGUCAGUUUCGGGUUCAACCGAACCCAAUCGUGACACGAAAUUGACGCCUCUAGUAGAUGGAUAUUUUGUUAAGGAGAAACUAGAGAGGGUUGAUUUACACUCUAUAUGUGCCGAUAAAAAACCAUCAUAUUGAUAGAUUAGCCAAAGAACUAUAACUUCAUGUUGAAGAAUAUUAUAAGCAAACUUGAAAUGAUAAUUUUAUACAACUAAUUUGAGGAGUAUCCCACAUGAUGGGACCUAGGUGUCACACUCUAGAAUCUAUACUGGAAGGAAAUAAUCUAUCGUACUAUCAUUUCGUUAAUCAAGAGAUUACACAUUUCAUAUAAACAACCGAAAGAAAUAUGAUUAUAUUUAUAUUCAUCAAUAUGUACAAUUAUUAUAAACCAAAAAAUAUCAUAUAUACAAUAGUCAUUAUACAAAAGACUAGCUACAUCACUAUAAAUAUAUCAUGACUAAAAAAUGAACUGUAUGUGCCAAAAAGAAAAUUAAAUAUGCAAUAUAGAGUCUUACAUCGCAGGAUCCUUACUCUUUCCUGAAAACAUGUAAAGUCACGUAGAGAGCAUAAAAAUCCAGCAAUAAUUAAAAUCUUACAUUGAAGUCAAUGCAUUGAAAAGAGAAACAAUAUAAUAUAAAUUCUAUAAAUAAUCAAUAUCUAUACUUGUUAUUUAUACCAACUCAGUUUAUAACACAUCAUAUUUCAGUCUAUUAUAUCAUUAAUAAUGAUAUCAAUAAUAGUGAUCCAUACCAGUAAUAAUAAUAAGUGCCAGUGUCAACAUAAUAUUAGUAAUAAAGAACAGUCUCAACAAUAAUAAUAGUACUGACAGAAAAUAACAUCAGUACAGUAUAAGCUAUAAUAUUAGUAAAUAGUAAUGAGUAAUCGAUAAGUAAUCAAUAUCAAUAGUUAGUCAUCAAUAUGUUAUUAUAUGUUCAGAUGAGGGCAUCUUGAUCUUGCUCCUGCCCUUAUGACUCCUGAUUAGUCGUACUCAAUCACUCUCAAUCAUCGCAUUCAUUAUAUCUUGUUAACAAGUUAAUCAUAUUAGUGAUUAGAUAUCUAUAAUAUAUCAAUACUAGCAGUACUAUCCGUAAUAUAUUAAAACCAGCAAUAUUAUCCUUAAUAUAUCAAUACUGACAAUACUAUCUGUAAUAUAUCAAUGCUAGCAUUAAUAUAUAUAACAUAUCAACAUUAUUAGUACUCUUAUCAUGUAUUAGAUAUCAUCAAUACUUUCUGUACUCUUAUCAUUGAGGUAUCAAUAUGAUCAUCCAUACUAUUAUCGUUGAUCAGAUAUCAGCCAGUACAUCAGUAUCAUUUAAGCAUAUCAUUUUCGUACAUAUAAUCACUUCAACUAUUUUAUAUCAUAUCACAUUUCAGUGUACUUUUUUCCUGCUCAUUUUACUUAAAAAUUACUAUACACAUAUUCAACUGAUAAAAAUAUAAUAAAAACAUAUCAAAUCAUUUAGAAUGAUCAAAUAUAUAAUAUAUUAAAAGUUAUGUGGUAAAAACUUACAAAAUUAGAAGAUAAUGCAAUUUUAGCAUAUUUAGAAGAGAUAAAUUCAUAGAAAUCAAAAUCAUUAAAAAUAUAAAUAAGAGGAUAGUUACUUACAACGCUUAGAACAAUUUUUGAAAUAGGAAGGACAAACAAAAAAGCCCAAACGAUCCUCCUCUUUCCUCUCUCUCCUAUUUCUCUUCCCCUCCCCCCUUCUUCUCCUUUGAUUGCUUCCCAUCCAAGACAUGAGUGAGGGAGGUGGUGGGAGAGGA
Molecule: messenger RNA, 6555 nt
Organism: Dendrobium catenatum
Lineage: Eukaryota; Viridiplantae; Streptophyta; Magnoliopsida; Asparagales; Orchidaceae
Product: putative pentatricopeptide repeat-containing protein At5g08310, mitochondrial
Exons: 4
Coding region: 55-2610 (851 amino acids)
Molecular function (GO): protein binding
Source: RefSeq, a predicted model, not a curated record